Molecule: messenger RNA, 6308 nt
Organism: Cherax quadricarinatus
Lineage: Eukaryota; Metazoa; Arthropoda; Malacostraca; Decapoda; Parastacidae
Source: RefSeq, a predicted model, not a curated record
ACUUUGGUAUUAUUGUCACUAAUACCAGGUAUUAUUCUUGUUAAGCUUAUUAUUGCUUAUACUUGGUAUAACUUUUGUUAAUUAUUGGUAUUAUUACUCUUAAAAUAGAUAUUACUCUGGUUGAAACAGGGUAAUAUUCUCCCUAAGUCUCCACGAAUUAAGAAAAAACAGUGGAAGUAAAUUUUUUUGUUUAUACAGAGAAAUAAGUGACAGAAACGAAUAUUUUAACAGAUUUAAGCAUUGUUUGUUGGGUGAUUAUUGCUGGAUUUAAAGUGGUUUUUGACCUGUUAGAAUCUUGUGUUUGAGUGAACUCUGACCUUGUAAAUCCAGUGUAUCUAGAGAAGUCACAAGGGCCUUGACCUGUCGAUCCCGUGAACCUUCAAAGGUAACCAGAUCACAAGGGCCUUGAUGUGUCGAUCCCGUGAACCUUCAAAGGUAACCAGAUCACAAGGGCCUUGAUGUGUCGAUCCCGUGAACCUUCAAAGGUAACCAGAUCACAAGGGCCUUGAUGUGUCGAUCCCGUGAACCUUCAAAGGUAACCAGAUCACAAGGGCCUUGAUGUGUCGAUCCCGUGAACCUUCAAAGGUAACCAGAUCACAAGGGCCUUGAUGUGUCGAUCCCGUGAACCUUCAAAGGUAACCAGAUCACAAGGGCCUUGAUGUGUCGAUCCCGUGAACCUUCAAAGGUAACCAGAUCACAAGGGUCUUGAUGUGUCGAUCCCGUGAACCUUCAAAGGUAACCAGAUCACAAGGGCCUUGAUGUGUCGAUCCCGUGAACCUUCAAAGGUAACCAGAUCACAAGGGUCUUGAUGUGUCGAUCCCGUGAACCUUCAAAGGUAACCUGGGUAAUCCUUGACCAGCUGGUCUCUUCUAAAUUGAUAGGCCACAAGAAGAGGCCUUGAUCUGUUGACCCCGUGUACCUAGCGAGGUCACCAAGGCCUUGACCUGGUCUGAGGUCAUCUAGUCACCAGCAUGCCAGCCAGGAGAGGACUUCUGGCUCCCCAAAACACCUUUCUUGACACCAUAGCCACUCGAUUCGAUGGAACACACAGUAACUUCGUGUUGGGCAACGCGCAGGUACCUUCACUCUACCCUAUAGUCUACUGCAGCGAUGGAUUCUGCGAACUCACAGGCUACGCCCGCGCGCAGAUCAUGCAGAAGGGUUGCGCCUGUAAGUUCCUCUAUGGACCAGAGACUCUGGAAGACCAGAAAAUAGCCAUUGAUAAAUCCCUGGAGAGUAAGACGGAACUGAAGAUCGAGGUUAUUUUCUAUAAGAAGAAUGGAUCAUCAUUCUGGUGUCUCCUCGACAUCGUUCCCAUUAAGAAUGAGAAACGGGAAGUCGUUCUUUUUUUGGCCUCUCACAAGGAUGUCACUAAUUCCAAGAUGGAGGAAGUCUCAUUCUAUCCGGGUUAUGAGAACGACGAGAAUGAGAACUUGGAUCCAGAAGCCCAACCGAACAAAUAUGGCCGAAGACGUAGCCGUGCUGUCCUCUACCAGCUCUCCGGACACUACACCCAGGACAAGGGCAAGAACAAGCUUAAGCUCAAUAAUAAUCCUCUCCAGCCUCACUCGGCAGCGCCUCUUCCAGAAUACAAGACCGCCAGCAUCCAGAAGUCAAGAUUCAUCUUAACGCACUAUGGGAUGCUAAAGACCUGCUGGGACCUGGUCAUCCUACUGGCUACCUUCUACGUGGCCGUCACUGUGCCCUACAACGCUGCCUUCCUGGUCAACACCAACCAACAGGACAAACCAACCAUUGUUCCUGACGUUGUGGUUGAGGCACUCUUUCUGGUUGAUAUAUUACUCAACUUCCGAACGACGUUUGUCAAUAAAAAGGGAGAAGUUGUAUUGAGUCCUGUUAGAAUAGCCACCCAUUACGUCAAGGGUUGGUUCGUUCUUGACCUCGUAGCUGCUAUGCCCUUUGACCUCCUCCUGGCUGCUGACGUCUACAGUUCGACGUUCCAAGCCACCAACAUCCACCUACUGAAACUGACGAGACUGCUGCGUCUGGCGCGCCUCCUGCAGAAGAUGGACAGGUACUACCAGUACUCAGCACUCAUCCUGACCCUGUUGAUGCUAUCUUUCUCCCUGGUUGCUCACUGGCUGGCCUGUGUCUGGUACGCUAUAGCUGAGGACGAGAUGCAGAGACCUCAGGCUGAGAUAGGCUGGAUCUACGACCUGGCUGAACGUCUCGCCCGUGACGUCAGAAACGUCACGAUAUCGGAGAAGUACGUUACGGCGCUCUACUUCACCUGUUCCUCCCUCACUUCCGUUGGCUUCGGUAACGUCUCCGCCAACACCAACAGAGAGAAGAUCUUCAGCAUAGUUACUAUGCUUAUUGGAGCAUUGAUGCACGCAACGGUGUUCGGCAACGUGACAUCAAUCAUCCAGAGGAUGUACUUGAGACGUUCACUCUACCAGACCAAGUGGAGGGAUCUGAAGGACUUCCUGUCACUCAACCAGAUCCCCAAGGAACUCCGCCAGAGGAUGCAGGACUACUUCCAGACUAUGUGGAGCCUUAACCAGGGCAUUGAUAUUCACGAGGUUAGUACAAAGAGCCAUAACCAGGGUGUUGAUGAUCGUAUGGUUAGUAUCGCACUUGGAGGAGCUAUAGCCAGAGUAUUAAUAAUCCUGAAGUUAGCCUCUGGAGGUAAGGGUGAUCUGGUUGGAACAGACGUCGACAUGCAUCUUCGUAAUGGUGCAGACACAGUAGUGAAGUCGUCUUGCGAUGUCAAGGCCCUCACCUACUGUGACCUCAAGUCUAUCUACAUCCCUGGCUUGCUAGAUGUCCUUAAGUUAUACCUCGAGUACCAGCAGGAGUUUGCUAACGACAUCAAGCACGACCUGACGUACAACUUGAGGGAGGGUUACGACAAUGAGAAUGUAUCCCUGUACAAACUCUUAAAUAUUAAAAAUGGAAUACUCGUCGAGGGAUACGUUUCCCAUAACUCUCCUCUGUACAGCAGCAAGACAGGGAAAAUUGGCUCUGGGAAAAAUCUAUUGCCAUCUAUCAGCGAGGACGAUGAGGAGAGGGGCAGCGAUGAGGACGACAAGUCUCCAGUGUCAACAUCUCCCAGAUCUCCCCUUCACUCUCGCGCCGGAACAAGGUUCACCUUUCCACGAAACGAGGAAGAAAUGGGAAGUCCUCGCUGGGGUCACAGGAGCCGUGAACGGAGUGGAGGAACGCCAGUUAGAGGGGCACUCAAAACACUCUCACCCACGCGCCUCCACCAUCGCUCAAACGACGAACUUCGAUGCGAUGAUCAGGCUAAGGUUCAGCUGGAAAAGAUUGAUACGCAAGUCAAUACUCUUCAUUCCGAUGUUAGUGGCUUGACGCAAGAGGUUCGUUCGGCACUGCAACUGCUCCAGUCAAUUAGCCACAACAUUGGUGGUAUUGAUAAUGAUGGUGACGAGGCAGGAAGUUGCUACACUGUCGCAAGCAAUGAAGGCGGUCGCAUCGGAGGGGGUAAUGGGGGAGGCAGCGGUAUGUCAAGCAACUAUAUGCAAGAAAACAGACUGACACCUCUGUGUAGAUCUUCGCCAAGCGUGUUCGCCACCUGUCGGGAGACAAGACCUUCUUCGUCCUUACCACGUCACCGUUGUCGCAAUGUCUCGACCCAGACAGACCUGCCCAUAGACGUUCCUGUUGCAGUUCUUGAAGCAUUUGUUUUAGCUCAUCGUUCCAGAGUUCUUCAACUUCUGGGUAUUCAAGAAGUUAUCACUUCCUCCCCUGAUAACCCCUCAAACAAUGCUCAACUCAUCCCACCAGCUUCAUCACAAACCAGCGAAGUUAAUACAUGCGAAGUCAAUACCUGUAUAAUGAUUCCUGAAAGCAACAGCUGCUCAGGGAGCAUGAAUUCAACACCUGAACAAUAUGAAUCUUGCUCCAGGACUCAAGCACCAUUAGAACUCGACUCGGUACAAACUCACAACCCCUCCAUUACAAUAGAAGCUGCUCCAGACCUAGGAGACAACAGAAAUAACAAUAACAACAAAACCUUUGGCCCAUCCAUAGAAACAUAUCAAUUAACAAACCUACAAAAUUGGAAUCCAGUCUCACAGUUAAGCAGAGCGGUCAUGUCAACCUCGCGAAGUACCGGCAGUUUGAAAGAUAUUCUUUCCAUUAAUUUCAAAAAUCAACCUCAACAUCUUAGCCAGCAUGACAAUAACUCUCCAUAUUCUGUGCAAUGUGAGAUACAAGAAACAAACCCAACUAAAACAUUUGUACAUUAUAGUUGUUCCUCCGAUUGUCCUCCGACAGAUCUAAUAUGCUUCUCAGAGGUUAACCACAAGAUGACAAGAAGUACCUCCAUGCCUGUAGCUUCGUUUAAGUACUUGCCCAAUCUCUUAAAUACUUCUAUAAGGCCGCAUGUACAUUUACCUGACCCCAACAGAGAUGCGGAAUUCGAUUCAUCUGAACCAUCUGAAUCUCUCAACCUACCCAGUACAACCAAAGAACUGCAAAACACCAUAAAAAAAUCCACAAUAGUUACAGACUUUUAGCUGCGAUUUUAUGAGGUAUUUAUUAGUUACAUCUUCUGUACAAAUUAAAAUUGUAAAUCUCAAAUAAUCCAUAGACUAUUAUUCCUUUGGACAUACCAAGGGAAACGUACAGUUGGCUUUCUUGUAAAGUUCUAUAUUAUGCAAUUUUUCAUAAAUACAAUUGAAAAGGUGCAUAGAAAACUGAAAAGUGCGAUUAAAUUUUCGAUGUACUUUUUUUGUAUUUACAAAAAUUUCAUUAUAUAGAAGAGCAUUAUUAGAAAGCUGACUCUUUAAAUCUUAUGGCUGCUUCAAGAAUACUUGUAACCAGUUUUAUACAUGAAAUUGGUUCAUGACUGGUUCUUUACCUGGUGACUUGUUUGGAGGGUAUUUCUACCCUUGUAGUCUGGCCUGAGGUCACCUUUUAUAAACCAUUUAAUCUAAAUUCUUGCUACCUGCAUCUAAUGUGAAAAUGUCACUGCUAAUGAGCUUCAGGGGACAUUUAUUGAUGUUGAUGAAGAGCUCAUGAUCCAAGGAAUUGGGAUCACCCUUUAUUUCUUAGCAUCAAAGCCAAUUACCUCACAUUUCCCAGGCAUUGUAUGACCCCUAUGGGUCUAUCCCUACCCCUUACAUCUAACUCCCAUUCUGCAUGACCCUUACUGGUUUAGUGCUUCCCUAUGAAUAUAAAAAUCCAGAACACGUUCUUGAUAAUUAACAUUCACGAGGGAGCACUAAACCCAUAGGAGACAUACAAGGGGUGGAAAUUGGGUUUGAUCUACUGAAGGGUAGUUGCAAUUCCUCAAGACAAGUUGUUCAGUAACAUCAAGGUACCUCUUUGAAGGGUCAGUGAGGCGUAUCUUAAUGUUUUGUUGUACUAGCGGUAAUACCUUGAUAUGCGUUACCAACAACAAGUACUCCUUGACUUACGAUGGUUUGACUUAAGAUAUUUCAACUUUAAGAUGGUGCGGCAGCAAUUAUUUUGGAGAUAAAACUUAAGAUAAUUACCCAGCAUGAAGGCAGCACAUAUUUAAUUAAAGUAAUUAUUUGUUUAUUUACUUAUUCAGUGAAAUUUUCACUUUUUGAUAUUUUCGACUUACGGUAGAUUCGUCAGAACGUAACCCUAUCACAAGUCAAGGAGCACCUAUACGGCGAUGAUCAUCAGUGUCCGCUAAAUCACAUUAAAAAUGAAAAAAAUAACUUUAAAUUGUAUUAAUACUGAACUGUACACACAAAUUACAGUUAACUUUGUUAAAAACCUCUCCAUAUUGCAUAGGUUUUUAUAAACCUGAUUGGAAAAUACAUCCAAAACAAAAUAGCUUGUGGGAAGACUUUUACAGUAUGUGAUAGUCAAAACUGGAUGUAAUUUCUCCAUCACACAAAAUAUGAUACAAUACAGAGGGGUUUUAUAAGAGUAUUGACUGUACUAUAGCAAAAACUUAAUAUAAAGUGCUUAAAUGUACAAUUUAAUCAGAGGAUUUUGUCAUUUACUUCAAAAGUCUGUUAUAUCCAGGUAUUACUGUAUGUACCUUGCCUCAAUGCCAUGAUCAAAAUAUCUCUAAUAUACCGGACACGAGAAACGCUGCGUGUGGUGUGUAAUGAGUACUAUGGGCAAAACGGGUUUCAUCACGUACAUGUAUUCAUUUCAUUACAUUCACGAAAGAAGGGUGUGCUAAACCCAUUGGGGUCGUUCAUCGCCUGGGGAAAUGAAAGGCAUUAAGGCUCAAAUUGGAGUGUAGGUUCGGUUCCUCAGAUCAACAGCCCAUCACCAGUAUCAACAGCCCAUCACUAGUAUCAACAGCCCAUCACUAGUAUCAACAGCCCAUCACCAGU